This is a messenger RNA of Symbiodinium pilosum, 2253 nucleotides long. NCBI's taxonomy places the organism in Eukaryota, Dinophyceae, Suessiales, Symbiodiniaceae. The record is from the annotation of a GenBank genome assembly.
AUGAUGAAAUGUGGCAAGGAGCUGCGCGAAGCAAUGGACGCGCUUGCGGAAGCCAGUAAGCCCGAUGCCGCCCUCAUCGAUCGCAUUGGUAUCGUCAGUGAUACAAUCUACAGCAACAUAGAUAGCCGAAUCACUCUGGAGUUGGUGGAGAGUGACGACGCUGAGACAAUUCGCAAGGACAUCAUGGAACUAGCAGCUGACUUGGACACGGUCCGUGCGAGUCCUGUGUCCAAGAAGCUGGAAGCGAGAUGGGAGCAGAUGCGAAGCAUGCACUUGGAAAAGGUGGUCAAAGAGAUUGCUGAGAUAGUCAAGGGCACCAGUGAGGUGUCCAAGUUGUUGGAGGCGCUGCAGGAGAUUGUUGCCAAGUUGGACGCACUCCUUGCCGGCUCUGUAACACCGGAGAUUGCAAAGCGUACGCUGGUUCAAGCCAAUGGGUUCGCAUCUGCGAAGUUCCUGAAGGGUUUCCCUGGCCUUCUCCAGAAAGAGGGGCCUACGUGCCUUGCUUCAGCGCGAGACCUCGUUGCAAAGUUCGACGAGCGAUGCACAAAGCUGGCUGCUGCAGCUGCAGAGGAAAGCUCGUGGCAGCUGCAGUUGCCCGAAGUGGAGAAGCUGAUUCAGCAGGUUGGGCUGCACAUGGUAAAGGUACAGCUGCAGCAAAGUGGAGCAGAAUUUGCGCAGGAGAACUUUGAUGCGGCCUACAAUGCUUUUGCAGCCCUCCACCGAUGGUGGCCUCUUUGUCAAGGCGGUGAUUUACCAGCUGAGCUGCUGGAUGGGUUUUCCAAAGUUGCAGAACUUGCCACAGAGCGGGUCACUGCUGCGUCCGGCAAGGGCCAGGAGAUGAUGGAUUUUGCACUAAAGCUUGAUGCGCUUGGAACAUUGCCGGGCUGGCCCGAAGGUGGGGUUGCCGGGCGCCUUGGGGCCGCAGCCUACGAGGCACCACUCAGUGGCCUCACCGCGGAGAUGAAGGAACCAAGCGGCAGUGCAAAGACCAUGGUCAGCUUCGUGGAGAGCUUGUCAUCAGCAGCUGAAAAGAUUCCCGCAGACCAAGCCGAGCGAAUUCAAGGAGCCCUCUCCCAGCUGGAGGAGGUCCUGCUCGCGAGGGCAGAGGCUCAGAAGACGGACGAGCUAGAAGAGGUGGCAGCAGCCGCGACAAGUUAUGAUGAAGCCCGUCUCAAAUUGACGCUGCUUGGGGAGUCUAAAGCGUUGCUACCACGUCUCAAGGAGUCAAUCUGCCGCACCAGCCUGCAACGAGCUGAAGAAGAGCUCAGCAAGGAGUCCGGCCUGAACCCGGCUCUGGUCUUGGAGUUGGUGAAGCGAGUUGGUCACUACAACCCGGGCAGCGUUGAUGAUUUGCGAUCCUCGCUGCAGUCGGUCACUGCCAAGACUUCUCAGCGAAUGUGCGACUCCUUCCAGACCGCUGUCGCUGCAAGCCAGUAUCCGAAGAUUAAGGGCCUCUUGAAGUUUGCCGAGAGCUUUGAUUCCGUUGUGGCUGCAGCUGGGUGUGAGUCCAGCGUGGAGGCAGAGCUCAAGAAAAUCCAGGAGGCUGCUGUGUUCGAAGAGCCUGCAGAGCCCGACGCGCCGGGUGAGGUUGAGACUCCAGAAGCCGUUGCGACAGUUAAGGCAAAGCUGGAAGAGGUGGAGGCCAUGCUUGCCCAGGAAAGAGGGAUGAAUCCCAAUGUCAUUCUUAAGAACUUGACAGAGAUCGUCCCUCUCUGGCCAGCGGCAGAAUCUCCAGAACUGAGUGAUCGUUUGGUGACAGCCUUCAAUACGCUGAAGACAAGAAUGUCUGCAGCGUGUGCUGCUGCUUCCAGGGAGGACCAGGAGGCCAAGCUUAAGGCCUUGAUGGCCUUCGCCCACAAGAUGGACGAAGCGCAAAGGUCGCUGGGCUCCUGCUGCACCGACUUCUUGUUGUCCAUGGCAGUGGCCGGAGCCUCGCAGGACCUCCUGGAUGCCGAGAGCGAGCUUGGGAAGGAAUCAGGCAUGAACCCAAUGCUGGUGUUGAAGAACAUCAGCAGCCUGCGCAUCUAUUGGGAAGUCCUUGGUCCUUCGGAGGAGGCUGUCGCAGCAGAGCAGCGGCAGCGGCUCGGUGCCAUGUGUGAUUUGAUGCGAUCUAGGAUCACUUCCUCGUACGAAGAACAUCCAGAGAAGCGGCCGAAUCUGCUGAAAUUUUCUGGAGCGUUCGACACGGCAAUCCAGGGACUGGCAGGCGCUGGGGAGGCCAAGCUGGCCUCAGAGUUGCAGGCGAAAGGCUGA